Messenger RNA from Mesorhabditis belari, 1362 nucleotides. NCBI's taxonomy places the organism in Eukaryota, Metazoa, Nematoda, Chromadorea, Rhabditida, Rhabditidae. The record is from the annotation of a GenBank genome assembly.
AUGUCCGACUCCUCUUCGCCCUCUGAUUCCGAUUACGAUGAACCUGUCAAUAGAACAUCAGACUCCGAUGAGGCGCCAAGGGGAAAAGCAAAAACCAAGAAGACCAAGGCCGGCAAGGCGCUUCACAGCGGUUCUGAAAGCGACCCACCAUCUGAGUCUGACCAUGAAGAAGACGAUGAGGAGAAGUCAUCAGCUGCUCGUAAACGGACAAAGCCGACACCGGUUCGCUCAACCAAAAGAACAAAGAGGACAAGGAGUGACAGCAACUCGGACGAUGAAAUGUUUCGAAAGCUUGAAGCUGAUGGGAUAGAGAUGAAUGCCGAAGAACGAGCAAACUACCUGGAGAUGAGUGAGAAGAUGCGUGAAGAAUUCAUCUAUCAAAAGACUAUUGAUAUGGAGGACAAGAAACACAGAGAAGAGAUUCAAACAAAAAUCCGUCUUCGCAAACCCGGAAAGCCUGUGAAAGCUCCACCAAAGCCAACGAGCGAUAGUGAUGACGAUGAUCGUUCCCCUUCUCCAAAAGGAGCUUCUCCAGCAAAAGGAAGUGAUAGUGAAUAUGAUGCUGAGUUUCAACGUCCAUCUGAGAUUGACAAGAAACGGAAACAAAAAAGUGCACUCAGCGACUUGCUGAGUAAGCGUCGAGAAAAGGAAAAGAAAGAAGCUAAAAAGGUGGCUCAACUUUCCGCUUCUGCUAGGGAUGGAGAUGAAUCCGAUAGCUCAGCCUCAAGUUCAUCAAGCAGCUCCUCUAGCCGCUCCUCUUCUCCAUCAUCAGUAUCAUCACAUGCUCGGAGUGCUACACCAGAACAAGAAGUUCCUAAGAAACAAGUUGAAAACAAACAAGAAUUGGAACAAGCAAGGAUAUCUCGUUUUCGCUUGGCCAAAUUUGUUCAUGCUCCAUUCUUCAAGAAAGCCCUCGUUGGCUGCUAUGUGAGGGUCGGAGAGCUGCCUCCGUCGGCCAGUGGAAAUGCAUUGAGGAUAGGCUUGGUUUUGGAUGUUGUUGAGACGGCAAAGACCUACAAUGUGGAAGGACAACGCACAAAUAAAGGCUUGAAGCUUCGCUUUGGAGCUAGGGAUGAGCGUACGAUUCGUCUCGAGUUUAUCUCAAAUCAACAAUUCACUGAGAAAGAUUUUACGGAAUGGCUUUCGGUGAUGAAAAAUACGGGUGCAACUCUACCAAAUAUAGACCAACUAGAAAAGAAGGCCAAGGAAAUCAAAGAGGCGAGCAAUCACAGCUACACCGAUGCUGAAGUUGAUGCGAUGCUCGUCGAGAGGAAACGCUUUGAACAAAAAACUGGAAACUUUGCUGCUAAGAAGAGUCAACUUCUGACCGAAAAGGAUUGUCACAAAUGGGUUAAGAGUUUC